AUGGACAACGUUUCGGUUUCGUCGGGGUCCUCGUCCGCUGACGGCGACGAACUGUCGGCCGUGCUCAACCGCCGGCAGAAGAUCAACGAGGCGCUGGAGGACGGCAAACCGGUGCCGCCACAGUUCAACAGGCGGCCGUCCACUAAAAAUGUGUUCCUCGAGUUUAAAGAGUUCUCGCGCAAGCAGAUAAACGAAUACGAGGCGACGUUCAAAAAAUUCGAUACCGGUAAAGAUGGAUACUUAGACUUGGGAGAGUUGAAACGGAUGAUGGAAAAGUUGGGUGUUCCGCAAACUCACUUGGCUCUCAAAGCCAUGAUCAAAGAAGUCGACGAAGACUGUGACGACAAGAUAAGUUUUCGAGAAUUUUUGCUGAUCUACCGCAAAGCGUACGACGGUUCGUUGCCCCUGGACUGCGGCCUCAACGAGCUGGCCCGACUGACGGAAAUCAACGUUGACGAAGUCGGCGUGAUCGGCGCCAAAGAGUUUUUCGAGGCCAAGAUCGAGUAUCAAGGAAUAGCGAACCGGUUCGAGUACGAACUACGACAGGAGAUCGAAGAGAAGAAACGGUCAGAGGACGAGAUGUCCAAACGGAAAAUUGCGUUCAAGGAGAAGACUGCUAUUUUUCAAUAACUCCUUCGGGAAAACCACUCCUCCCCCACCCAUUCAAUUUCCUAUUUAACUACCCUCACGGCGACGAUUGUGUAUGAUACCUAACCUAUAAUAUUAUUAUUAUUAUGUAUAAUAUAUUUUUGAUGUGAAGGUUUUACCCUAAAAAUUAAUUUUUAUAAACAUCAUUAUUUAUUAUUUAAAAACUCACAUUACCUACCUACCUAUAUUAUAAUUUAAACAUUAAGAACAUCGAUUAUUCUCCGUAAUCGUUUAGGAAAAUUGUUAAUUUUUUUUAUUAUUAUAUUUCUGUCGUAAUAUUAUUGUAUAAUUUUGUUUUGUAAAUGUUUCUUUAUACGAUUUACGCCUAUAACUGAAUUUUAAUAAAAAUGUAAAAUAUGUAAGUAUAACCUGCAA
This is a messenger RNA of Myzus persicae (green peach aphid), 1023 nucleotides long. RefSeq names its product EF-hand domain-containing protein D2 homolog (gene Swip-1). The coding region runs from base 1 to 630 and encodes 209 amino acids. The record is from RefSeq and is a predicted model, not a curated record. Gene Ontology annotation, molecular function: calcium ion binding. The transcript has 4 exons. Lineage: Eukaryota; Metazoa; Arthropoda; Insecta; Hemiptera; Aphididae.